GCAGCCGGUUAAACACAAGGGCUGUUUCCGAGGGGUUUGGGACUGUAGCUCAAUGUCUGGCUUAACACGCUUGAAGCCCUAGAUUUGAUCCCAGGAAUUAAGAAAACAAAAAGGAAAGAUUGGUUCCGACCCACUGUUCGUGGAGGUCCAAGGUUUCUCUCGGACGUGCAGUCAGACUUCCCGCCCUGAGCACUGAACCAAGUCAGCUCAGCCCCUGUAGUUUGAGCAAAUCGCGUGAACCUUUUCCCCGCCCCUUCGGAGACAUUUACCCAAUAGGAGCCCUACAUAGGCGGGGGGGGGGGGUGCUGAUAGGUGGUGCCACGGCCGUGGAGAACUGUGAGAGUCGGAUGUUGGUCAUUCCAGUGCUCCUACACUUGGCCGGAGGGUCCCGGGUGUCAGUAAGGGGGACAGGCGGAGGCGGCGUGCGUGCCUUACGUGAGUGCGUGACUGCGGCGCGUGCGCGAAGCGAGUGGGCGGUGUGGCAGGGUGCACGUGUGUCCCUCUCCGCGACCCCCGCAAUUUAGCGCUGGGUGGCUCCAUGACCCAAGAUACUCCGGCAUCCGCGCCCCUCCCUAAGCGGCCAGUCCCGUUCUCUGGUCCCGCAGGGCCCUCAGGCUUGACCAUCAGCCACAUAUCGCCAUGGUGACUGUGGGCAACUACUGCGAGGCCGAAGGGCCGGUGGGUCCGGCCUGGACGCAGAAUGGCUUGAGUCCCUGCUUCUUCUUCACGCUUGUACCCUCGACACUGAUGGCCCUGGGAACUCUGGCCUUGGUGCUGGCUCUUCCCUGCAAGCGGCGAGAGCGGCCCGCCGGCGUAGACGCGCUGUCAUGGGGGGCUGGCCCUCUCGUCGCUCCCUACGGGCUGCAGCUGCUUCUGGCCACACUUAAGGUGGCGCUGCCCCUGGCGGUCCUGGCUGGCCGGGCGGGCACUGCCCGGGGGACCCCGCUGCCAGGAUACUUAUUGCUUGCCUCCGUGUUGGAGAGCCUGGCCAGCGCUGGAGGUCUGUGGCUGCUCGUGGUGGAACGGAGUCAGGCACGACAGAGUCUGGCAAUGGGCGUCUGGAUCAAGUUCAGGCACAGCCCGGGUCUCCUGCUGUUCUGGACCGUGGCGUUUGCAGCCGAGAAUUUGGCCCUGGUGUCUUGGAACAGCCCGCAGUGGUGGUGGGCAAGGGCGGACCUAGGCCAGCAGGUUCAGUUUGGCCUGUGGGUCCUGCGAUACCUGGUCUCUGGAGGGCUGUUUGUCCUGGGACUCUGGGCCCCUGGACUUCGUCCCCAGUCUUAUACCCUACAGGUUCAUGAAGAGGACCAAGAUGUAGAAAGGAACCAGGUUCGGUCAACAGACCCACAGUCUACUUGGAGGGAUCUUGGCAGGAAGCUCCGCCUACUGAGUGGCUACCUGUGGCCUCGGGGGAGUCCAGCUCUGCAGCUGGUUGUGCUCAUCUGCCUGGGGCUUAUGGGAUUGGACAGAGCACUCAACGUGUUGGUCCCCAUCUUCUAUAGGGACAUUGUGAACUUGCUGACUGAGCAGGCACAUUGGAGCUCCCUGGCCUGGACUGUUACUACCUAUGUCUUCCUCAAGUUCCUGCAGGGAGGUGGCACUGGCAGUACAGGCUUUGUGAGCAACCUGCGCACAUUCCUGUGGAUCCGAGUGCAGCAGUUCACGUCACGUCGCGUGGAGCUGCGCCUCUUCUCCCACCUGCAUGAACUCUCACUGCGCUGGCACCUAGGCCGCCGCACAGGGGAGGUGCUGCGGAUUGUGGACCGGGGCACAUCCAGCGUCACAGGGCUGCUCAGUUACUUGGUUUUCAAUGUCAUCCCCACACUGGCCGACAUCAUCAUUGGCAUCAUCUACUUCAGCAUGUUCUUCAAUGCCUGGUUUGGCCUCAUUGUGUUCCUGUGCAUGAGUCUCUACCUCAUCCUGACCAUUGUGGUCACAGAGUGGAGAACCAAGUUUCGCCGUGCUAUGAACACACAGGAGAAUGCCACCAGGGCGCGAGCAGUGGACUCUCUGCUAAACUUUGAGACGGUGAAGUACUACAAUGCCGAGAGUUAUGAAGUGGAACGCUAUCAAGAAGCCAUCAUCAAAUACCAGGGUUUGGAGUGGAAGUCAAGCGCUUCACUGGUUUUACUGAAUCAGACCCAGAACUUGGUGAUUGGACUUGGGCUCCUCUCUGGUUCCCUUCUUUGUGCGUACUUUGUCAGUGAGCAGAAGCUACAGGUUGGGGACUUUGUGCUCUUUGGCACUUACAUCAUCCAACUGUACAUGCCUCUCAACUGGUUUGGCACCUACUACAGGAUGAUCCAAACAAACUUCAUUGACAUGGAGAAUAUGUUUGACCUGCUGAAAGAGGAAACAGAAGUGAAGGACCUUCCUGGAGCAGGACCCCUUCACUUUCAAAAGGGUCGGAUUGAGUUUGAAAAUGUGCAUUUCAGCUAUGCUGAAGGGCGGGAGACCCUGCAAGACGUUUCCUUCACAGUGAUGCCUGGACAGACACUGGCCCUGGUGGGUCCAUCUGGGGCAGGCAAGAGCACAAUUUUGCGCCUGCUGUUUCGCUUCUAUGAUGUUAGCUCUGGCUGUAUCCGAAUAGAUGGGCAGGAUAUUUCACAGGUGACCCAGCUCUCCCUUCGGUCUCACAUUGGAGUCGUGCCCCAGGAUACUGUCCUCUUCAAUGAUACUAUUGCUAACAAUAUCCGUUAUGGCCGCGUCACAGCUAGGAACAAUGAGGUGGAGGCUGCUGCUCAGGCUGCAGGCAUCCAUGAUGCCAUCAUGUCUUUCCCUGAAGGGUAUGAAACAGAGGUGGGCGAGCGAGGACUGAAGCUGAGUGGUGGGGAGAAGCAGCGAGUGGCCAUCGCCCGCACCAUUCUCAAAGCUCCAGACAUCGUUCUGUUAGAUGAGGCAACAUCAGCACUGGAUACAUCUACUGAGAGGGCUAUCCAGGCUUCUCUGGCCAGAGUCUGUGCGAACCGCACCACCAUCGUGGUGGCACACAGGCUCUCAACUGUGGUCAAUGCUGACCAGAUUCUUGUCAUCAAGGAUGGCUGCAUCAUAGAGAGAGGACGGCAUGAGGCUCUGUUGUCCCGAGGUGGGGUGUAUGCAAACAUGUGGCAGCUGCAGCAGCAGGGACAGGAAGAAGUCUCUGAAGACGCCAAGCUAGAUGACACCAUGACACAGUGACAAAAGUUGUGGCCUCUUCCCUCCCCAAGGCUAACUCAGGGGAAUAUGUCCUUUUCCCUGGAUUUCAUCUGGUCUAGGGAUUUGGUGCUAGUGUUGUGAGGGAAAGGAACCUUUAAGAAAAGCACUCUUGGAGAAAUAAAAGUGAAGUGUG
Molecule: messenger RNA, 3325 nt
Organism: Castor canadensis (American beaver)
Lineage: Eukaryota; Metazoa; Chordata; Mammalia; Rodentia; Castoridae
Gene: Abcb6
Product: ATP binding cassette subfamily B member 6 (LAN blood group)
Biological process (GO): transmembrane transport; heme transport
Cellular component (GO): vacuolar membrane
Molecular function (GO): heme binding; ABC-type heme transporter activity; ATP hydrolysis activity
Source: RefSeq, a predicted model, not a curated record